UCCCGGGGCGCAGGGUCACGUGGGCACACGGCCCCGCCCCGUCACCCGGGCCCCGGCGAAGUGGGCCUGGCGUUUGCCCCGGAAGUACCUGUCCGGCUGACAGCUGCUGGCGCGGCGGCGGCGGGUCUGAGGAAGAUGGCGCUGCGGCCGGGAGCAGGAGCUGGCGGCGGGGCUGCGGGAGCCGGCGCGGGGGCCGCCGGGGGAGGCAGCUUCAUGUUUCCUGUUGCAGGUGGAAUAAGACCCUCUCAAGCAGGCCUAAUGCCAAUGCAGCAACAAGGAUUUCCUAUGGUCUCUGUCAUGCAACCUAAUAUGCAAGGCAUGAUGGGGAUGAAUUACAGCUCUCAAAUGUCCCAAGGACCAAUUGCUAUGCAGGCAGGGAUACCAAUGGGCCCAAUGCCAGCAGCAGGAAUGCCUUACCUGGGACAAGCACCAUUUCUAGGCAUGCGUCCUCCAGGCCCACAGUAUACUCCAGACAUGCAGAAGCAGUUUGCUGAAGAGCAGCAAAAACGAUUUGAGCAACAGCAAAAACUCUUAGAAGAAGAAAGAAAAAGACGCCAGUUUGAAGAGCAGAAGCAAAAGCUCAGACUUCUGAGUAGUGUAAAGCCCAAGACAGGAGAGAAGAGUAGAGAUGAUGCUUUGGAAGCCAUCAAAGGAAACUUAGAUGGAUUUUCCAGAGAUGCUAAGAUGCACCCUACUCCAGCAUCACACCCUAAGAAACCAGAUUGUCCCACAUCAUCUCAUUCUACUAAAACUGUCUCCCCAUCACCUGCCUUUCUUGAUGAAGAAGAAUUCAGUGACUUUAUGCAGGGGCCCAUUGAAGUUCCUACGUGUGGGCCUUCUUCCACAGCCCCACCCUUUCAGUCUUUCCAUCCCACCACCCCACUUGGCCAGUUGCACACACAGAAGGCUGGUGCACAGCCCCUCCCUCCAGGUCAGAUUCCAGUGUCUUUUGCGUUACAUGGUGUCCCUGGGCAAAUUCCUUAUUUCUCUGCUGCUUCAGCCUCACACCAUGUACGGAAAGCAGGCCCACCCUUGGAGGAGAAGCUACUAGUAUCUUGUGACAUAAGUACAUCUGGGCAGGAACAAAUUAAAUUAAAUACAUCUGAAGUUGGGCACAAAGCCCUGGGCCAAGUUUCCAGUAAGAACCAACCCAGUUUAACAGCCAAUAGUGGGGUUGCUGUAGAUGAAUGUGUAAGUGGUGCCUCCACUACAGAGGCAGAAAAGACUUCAGACCAAAACCUGUCAAUUGAAGAGAGUGGUGUAGGAGUAUUUCCCGCACAAGAUCCUGUUCAGCCCAGAAUGCCUCCCUGGAUCUACAAUGAGAGUCUGGUUCCAGAUGCAUAUAAGAAAAUUUUAGAAACUACAAUGACUCCCACUGGAAUAGAUACUGCUAAACUUUAUCCCAUUCUGAUGUCGUCUGGACUUCCCAGGGAAACUCUUGGACAGAUAUGGGCCUUAGCUAAUCGAACUACACCUGGCAAACUUACUAAGGAAGAACUUUAUACUGUUCUCGCCAUGAUAGCAGUAACACAGAGAGGUGUUCCUGCCAUCAGUCCUGAUGCUUUGACUCAGUUCCCAGCAGCUCCUAUUCCAACCUUAAGUGGCUUUCCUAUGACUCUGCCUGCCCCUGUGAGUCAGGCCCCUGUAAUACCUUCAGGCCCUGCAAGCUCCAUGCCUCUCAGCCUUGGACAGCCAGUCGUGGCCAUUAACCUUGUUGGACCAGUGGGUGGAGCUGCAGCCCCAGCUUCCAGUGGCUUUAUGCCAACUUACCCAACAAAUCAGAUUGGAAAGCCAGAAGAUGAUGAGUUCCAGGAUUUUCAAGAUGCUUCUAAGUCAGGAUCUCUUGAUGAUUCAUUCACUGAUUUCCAAGAGGUUCCUACUUCUUCAAAAACAAAUAAUUCCCAGCAUGCAAACAGUACCCCAUCUUUGUUGAUACCACUUACAGGAACUAAAACAUCAGCUUCAGUGGAUAAAUAUGCAGUGUUUAAAGGAAUUGCAGCUGACAAGUCCUCUGAAAAUACUAUUCCUUUUGGAGAGCCUGGUGACAAAUAUAGUGCUUUCAGAGAACUUGAACAGACAAUUGAAAAUAAAUCUUUGGGAGAGAGCUUUGCAGAAUUUAGAUCUGCAGGAACUGAUGAUGGUUUCACCGAUUUUAAAACAGCCGAUAGUGUAUCACCACUAGAGCCACCGACAAAAGACAAACCUUUUCCAGCAUCCUUCCCCGUGGGAACUAUACCACAGAAACAGCCACCACAAAUUAAAAAUCCUCUGAACUUAGCAGACCUAGAUAUGUUUUCCUCAGUUAAUUGUAGCAGUGAGAAACCAUUGUCUUUUUCAGCUGCAUUCAGUACAUCAAAAUCAGUUUCUGCACAACCUCAGCCAACAGGUUCUGCUGCAACUACAUCAGCACCAAUAUCAAAUAAAAGUUCUACUUUGGCUGAUGAUUUUGAUGAAUUCAACCUUUUUGGGGAAUAUUCUAGCCCAGCAUCUGUUGGGGAACAGGAUGACUUUGCAGAUUUUAUGGCUUUCAGUAAUAGUUCUGUUUCAUCUGAACAAAAGGCAGAUGACAAAUAUGAUGUCCAUAAAGAGGAAGCUAGUCCUGUUCCUCUGACCAACAACUUGGGCAACACAGUGAAGAGUACACAGAACCCAGUUGCCACAUCUACCAAGUAUGAUGUCUUCAAACAACUUUCUCUAGAAGGAGCUGGGCUAGGUGUGGAGGAAUCAAAAGAUAACACUCCUUCUGGAAAAAGUGAGGAUGAUUUUGCUGACUUCCACUCCAAUAAAUUUUCUUCCAUGAACUCGGACAAAUCCCUGACAGAGAAAGCAGUGGCUUUCAGACACACCAAAGAAGACUCCGCUUCAGUGAAGUCCUUGGAUCUCCCUUCCAUUGGUGGCAGCAGUGUUGGCAAGGAGGACUCUGAAGAUGCACUCUCUGUUCAGUUUGACAUGAAAUUGGCUGAUGUAGGAGGAGAUCUUAAGCAUGUCAUGUCUGAUAGCUCUUUGGAUUUACCAACAGUUAGUGGCCAGCAUCCUCCUGCUGCAGAUAUAGAGGACUUAAAAUAUGCUGCUUUUGGAAGCUACAGUAGCAAUUUUGCCAUGAGCACACUUACAAGUUAUGACUGGUCAGACAGGGAUGAUGCGUCUCAGGGCAGAAAACUCUCUCCAUUUGUCCUCUCAGCAGGAAGUGGAUCCUCCUCAGCUGCCUCCAUUCUUCAGAAGAAAGAGACAUCAUUUGGCAGUUCUGAAAACAUCACCCUGACAUCUCUCUCCAACGUAACCACCUUUGCAAGUGAAGACAGUCUUCCAGAGACUACCUUCCCAGCUUUUGCCAGUUUUACAGACAUGAUUCCUCAGACCAAUGAGCAAAAGGAAUAUGAAAGUGGAGACUAUAAAGAUUUCACAAGACAGGACCUGUCCAUAGCAGAACAGAGCCAAGAGGUCACAUGUCCAAGCCCAGCUUCCAGCGGUGCCUCUCAUGAAACCCCCAAAGAAUGUUCAGAUGACUUUGGAGAGUUUCAAAGUGAAAAGCCUAAAAUCAGCAAAUUUGACUUUUUAAAAGUAGCCAAUUCUCAGAGCAAAAUGAAGUCCAGUGAAGAAAUGAUCAAAAGUGAGCUGGCAACCUUUGACCUUUCUGUUCAAGGAUCGCAUAAGAGGAGCUUGAGCCUUGGUGAUAAAGAAAUAAGCCGGUCCUCUCCUUCUCCAGCUGUGGAGCAGCCUUUCAGAGACCGUUCCAACACUCUGAGUGAGAAGCCAGCUCUGCCUGUCAUCCGUGACAAGUACAAAGAUCUGACUGGAGAGGUGGAGGAAAAUGAGAGAUACGCAUAUGAAUGGCAGAGAUGCCUGGGGAGUGCCCUGGAUGUCAUUAAGAAAGCAAAUGAUACCUUAAAUGGAAUUAGUAGUAGUGCUGUUUGUACAGAAGUCAUUCAGUCGGCUCAAGGCAUGGAAUAUUUAUUAGGGGUUGUUGAGGUGUACAGAGUAACCAAACGUGUGGAGCUGGGGAUAAAAGCCACUGCAGUGUGCAGUGAGAAACUCCAACAGUUGCUGAAGGACAUCGAUAAAGUAUGGAAUAACCUGAUCGGCUUCAUGUCACUCGCCACACUCACCCCAGAUGAAAAUUCGCUGGAUUUUUCCUCCUGUAUGCUUCGGCCUGGGAUUAAAAAUGCUCAGGAACUUGCUUGUGGGGUGUGCCUCUUAAAUGUGGACUCCAGGAGCCGGAAAGAAGAGAAGCCUGCAGAAGAACAUCCUAAAAAAGCAUUCAACUCAGAAACAGACAGUUUCAAGCUGGCAUAUGGAGGGCACCAAUACCACGCCAGCUGUGCCAACUUCUGGAUCAACUGUGUCGAACCGAAGCCUCCUGGCCUCAUCCUGCCUGAUUUGCUCUGAAAAUCUCCUCCAUGAAGCACCAACUGUUUUGGGGGUUUUUUGUUUGUUUUCUGUCACUCACCCUGGGGUGACAGGGACCACUAAACAGAAUUGAGUAUGGUGAAGUUCAUCUCCAUGAAUCUGUAUGAAGAAUUCCCCAAGAGGUAGGGCAGAAAAAUGCAGUGGAGCUUCCCAGUCACUCCUACAGGCAACAUUUGAGCUCGCAUUCCCACUGCUUGCCUUUGGGAUUUGAGGUAAAAUUGCCCUUCCUGAACAGCAUAUGGCAUCAAAAGUUUGCUCACUUAUUUCUAAUUCUCUUAAGGUGUUUUUAAAUAUGGGCCACAGUUUUCUUUAUGAAAGAAUUUGCUGCUACAGUAUUCAAGCUGUGAAGAAUUGACAUUUUUUAAAAAGUAAGUUAUUAUUGUAGGACUGGAAUUGGAAGGACUGUUUCAAGCCAGUGCUUGCUUCUAUCUAGGACAGUAAUGGUCCUGUGAAGUAGACUGCAUUUCUCUGCAUUAGUUUGUAAAUAUCUGACAUGAAUAAAAAGGGAAUUUGUGAUUAACUUGAUGCUCUAUCUUCUUAGAAAAAUAAAACCUGCUCAUCUCCAUUAGACAAUGGCUGCAGCGAGGACAAUUACCAUUUUUGCUGUCACAGCUGAACCUCUUCUCUACUCCUUUUCCUUUAUUUCUGAACUGUCAACUCUCAAGACUUUUUCCCAAAACAUACCUGGGCCCUUUGCUGUGGAGAACAUCCAUUUGACAGAGGCCUAAAACUGUGUAUUGGGAUGAAUAGCUUUCUUCAGAGCUCUCGCUGAAAACUUGUUUUGCGUCACACAAAGGCUAGUAUGAAGCAUGGCAUUUUUGCAGAUAAGAUCUGGAAAGGAAGUUGGGCAUGGUGGCACAUGCCUGUAAUCCCAGCACUCAGGAGGCUGAGGCAGGAGGAUCACUGUGAGCUCAAGGCCAGCCUGAACUACACAGCAAGACUUUGUCUCAAAAAAAAAAAAUCUGGAAAGGCCAUGGAAUGCGGUCUCUCUGUAGCAACCUCUCAUUUCCAAAGGUGACUGCAUAAGAGCCAGCGCUGCCUAACCUUGCAGUAUGCCUGAGAGACCAGAAAAUGAACUUAGGGUGAGAAGGUGGGCUCUAGCCCAGUAAGAAUAGUGGACAUACGUAUAUUUAUGGUAGAGAUACAUGCCACGGAAGCAUGGAAGGAAAUUGUUCAGCAAUAGUAUUAAAUUUUAAAAGGAAAAGGCUCAUGGUUUCUGGUGUAGGAAUUUUUCUUUGACAUUUAGGCUGAAUGUGGAAAAUUAGGAGAACAAAAGCCACGUGGUUAAGGGCUAUUAUUUCUGAGGAAGAACAUACCAAUCUAGGGCAAAUGUUUCUCUUAACUGUUAGUUAUAUGCUUUAUGAAGAGAUUUUGAAUCUCGAAUGACUCACUUUGUAUGACAGGUUCUGACGUAGACAUAAGCUUUUCUUGAAAAUUGAAAAGGUUGAUUUCUGUCUUAAGUGCUGCUUUUACAUAAUUAUUUUCUCCUCUGAACAAAAUUUGAGGGAAUUCUGUUGUUCUUAUACCUUUCACAUUUUCUCUAAGAAAGUUUAGAACAUUUUAAACAGCUAUUGAUAUGCUUCUGAUUUACCUUGCUAUAUACCAGAACACAGAGAAGCACUGAUGAAAUAAAUGCUCUUAUCUGCACCACAUGACACCAUCUCCAGCUCUUUUUUUUUUUUUUUGGUGCCCAGGAUCAACUCCGGUCUUUGCGCUUGCGCAGCAGGCAGCAAAACCACUGAGCUAAAUCCCUGGCCCAUCCAGCUCUUAAUGAGUGGGACAGCUGACUCAGUUGCCUCCUGGAGCCAUCUCUCUUCCCAGCAGUGGUGGUGUUCAUAACAACACACGGGGCCAAUUUUCAGCGGGCUAUUCCUGAGGGUUCUGCUCCGCUUCAUCCUGGACAGCCCUAGUGCUUCAGCAUAACAAGCAUCUAAGAGAACCAGGAUGAGCAAGAACGCUUCCCAGUUCGAUAAACUUUGUAUUGCUGAAACAGUUUUCAGAAAUACUAUAUGGGUUGUUAUUGUCACAGUGGCCCGUCGGUGAUGGCGAACUUUUAGAGCUUUCAGUGAUAACAGCUCACUGCAGCAUGUGUCAUAGGUUUGCCACCACUGGCCUGUAUCAGUAACAUUUUUUUUUUUUUUGGUACCAGGGAUCGAACUUGGGUCCUUGCGCUUGUGCAGCAGGCGGCGGAACCACUGAGCUAAGUCCCCAGCCCCAACAUUUUUUAAGUACUUGUUUACUAGACUGGCAUCCAUUCCUAGAUUUAUUCUAGAAUGACUGAGAUAAAUUCCCGAGUAUAAUCACAGUUAUCUUUACCAAGUAUGAUAGGUUUAGUCACUCUUUGGAAGGCACCAGAGGAAAAUUUAACCUUUGCUAUGAAAAAUACUCAUUACUUCUAAUAUCUGCUUAAUAGUUGAAAUGUUUAGAUACCACCAAUAACGAUUUGGGGAAUGUGGAAUGCCAUUGGGCUGAUUUUCUUUCUAUGCAUUUAUUGAAAUGACUCAACAUUGCAUUCAGCUUCACCUCAGCUCUUCUCUUGUCAGCAAAGAGCCCAGUGUCCUUGGAAACAGUAACCAAGGUUACUUAUUUCCAUGCUGUCUGUGUAUUGUGUUGGGCAGCUUCACCCCACUGCUUGAAUGGUGAUUAAUAAGCACUUUUCUUUUUUGGUAUUGUUUUGCCUUUUAAAUCGCUGUGGCUUAGUGUGUAAUUUAAUUUUUGUCUGGACAUGCGUGAGAUAAAAAAGGUACAAGGUAAACAAGGAUAUUACCCAUGCUUUUUCUUUGGCCAUUAGUUAGCAUUUCACAUAGGCUGUGUAUUUUAAAUUGUUAAGAGUAUUUUGUGAAUAUAUAUAUAAAAGAUGUUUGUGAUUUUUUGUUUAAGAUCUCUUAAAGAGAUCAUCUUUCCUAUUUAAUUAGUGUGAUUCUUGCCAGGUAAGGUGAGGCAGGAGGAUCACUGGGAAUUUAAGGCCAUCCUGGGCUACCCUGUAAGUUCAAGGCUAGCCUGAACUACAUACCAAAACCCUGUCUCAGAAAACAACAAAAAAAGUGUUUUUAAGUUUUGAGAAAGUUGUAGGAGCUCUGUUAUAGAAAUUUGAAAUAUAUGCUCUGUACUGGGGCUUGCUAUGAAAAUUCCCUUUAACACCUUCUAGGUCAGACUCCUUCCUUUGCGAGCAUCUAAGAGACUGUUUCAAAGACAUUUGCCAUUCAAAAGACAGCAUUACAGCCUGCUGUGGACCAUCCCAGCAAAUGUCAGAAUGCAAGGCAAGUUGUGUUUAGCCUGUGUUUUUAUGUUUAGGUUACAUUAAUAUUUCUUGAGGAAAGUGUGUACCAAGUAAUAUCAAAAAGACUUCUUGCAAGGUAAAGCCAAGAAAAUAAAACUCAGUAAGUGAAACAGCUCAGUUGAAAAGUGCUACUUUACAAAUAUUUUUCAACCAUAAGUAUCAUUAUAACAAAAAUUUUACUUAAGUCCAUCCUUUAUAUGCUGAUGUGAACAUAGUAUAAGCGGGUUUAAAGCAUUCACAUAUGAUACCUCAUCUUGUAGCUGUGGCUAUAUUAGUGGGUACUGUGGUCCAUAGUGAAAUGUGUUGUCUUGUGUGUGAUGUGAAAUUUGGUUCUGUAUUUUAUGAAGUACUGUGGCUUUUUUCCUUCGUUUACAUUUUAAUAAACAAUUGCCCUAAUUGACAUGUUCACACAUUAUAAAACUUGACCUUUAAAA
Molecule: messenger RNA, 8121 nt
Organism: Heterocephalus glaber (naked mole-rat)
Lineage: Eukaryota; Metazoa; Chordata; Mammalia; Rodentia; Bathyergidae
Gene: Synrg
Product: synergin gamma
Cellular component (GO): clathrin coat of trans-Golgi network vesicle
Molecular function (GO): protein binding
Source: RefSeq, a predicted model, not a curated record